AUGUUUUCAUCAAGCGAACCUGUAAUUAUUACGCCAACAGAUCAGGUCAGUGUAACUGUUGUUCGUAAAUCCGAUGGACAUUCAAUGACAUUUGUAUUGGAUGAAAAAACACAUAUUCAUGAUUUAAAACAUGAAUUAAAACGACGAUUAAAACCACGAUAUGAACAAGGCUGCCGUCUUAUCUUUCGUAAUAAAGUACUCAAAGGUAAACAUACACUUAAACAUUAUGGUAUAAAGAAAGGCGUUAAUGAUCAAGCUAUUUCGAUGGAUGAUACAAAAGAAUGGAAAUCAUCAUCAUCAUCAUCGGAUUCUGACCAAGAUAAAUAA
This is a messenger RNA of Adineta steineri, 327 nucleotides long. The record is from the annotation of a GenBank genome assembly. Lineage: Eukaryota; Metazoa; Rotifera; Eurotatoria; Adinetida; Adinetidae.